Dacryopinax primogenitus is the source of this 959-nucleotide messenger RNA. RefSeq lists its product as uncharacterized. Bases 28 to 831 code for a protein of 267 amino acids. The transcript has a single exon. Lineage: Eukaryota; Fungi; Basidiomycota; Dacrymycetes; Dacrymycetales; Dacrymycetaceae. The record is from RefSeq and is a predicted model, not a curated record.
AUGGGUCCUCAAGUUGACGUCCAAGGGAUGCUGUUUGUAGGGCGGCCUAUAGCCCAGAAGCUUACUCGUACCCUCAAUCUCGAUCUUCUCGUCAACGAAGACUAUCUGAAGGAAGUCUCUUGGUUCUUCCAGUGCAUACGUCGAGGGAUCACAAAGCUGAAGACCUACUAUGCUCAGCUGCGCAGGGUCGACGAACCGUUUGACGAGAAUUUCUACCCUGUGCACACCCAAAUCGCCAUCAAGAAAGAUUCGGUAGACUUCAUCGCGAAGAUUCAGUACGAUGGGUGGCCUGAGAUAAAUGAAGAUAACCUUGGCACUCGACCCGUCUUCUCUGGCAUCAUGACUGUUGAAGGACAGGAGCCGGAAGCGUGCAUCAUCAAAUUUGUCGAUCUGUAUGGCAUCGCCGUGCAGGAGCAUAUCGUGACCACUCUGGGUGCCGCUCCAAAAAUCUACGGCGUCCAACGGCUGUCCCCAACUUUGCAGAUGGUGGUCAUGGAGAAGAUAGCAGACGGUGAACGAUUGAUAGAAUUAGGGCACGUUACGGAACAGCGCUGGAACAACAUCAAGGCACAGCUUAGGGAGCUGGCAGAAGUCCUCAAGGCUGCCAACUUCGUGCAUGGUGACAUUCGUUCUCCGAAUAUUCUUCUCACACCGGACGACCGCGUCAAACUGAUUGAUUUUGAUACAGCGGGAAAGGAGGGAGAAGUAUUCUAUCCCGCCAAUAUCAACAUGAUGAUUGAUUGGCCCGAAGGAGUAGGGCCUGGCAAACUCAUCAGAACCGUCCACGAUCAAGUCAUGAUCGCUCGUUUGGCAGAUUUCAACUUUAGCUAAGUGUCAUCGACGAAGCGGCCAUUGCUAGUUCAUUGACAGAAGACUGCCCUUUGAGACUUUCCACUCAAUGGAUUCUCGUGAAUGUUGCUAUGCAAUAUUACGUAUAGGACUUAAUAUGUACAGUACCA